AGGAGAGCGCUGCGUCGCAGAGAACCAAUUUUCCUAAUGCACUGGCACACAUACACGCAGCUCCACGGUUAUUGAUGAGGUAAAUGGGGAGGGGGACAACACGGGGCCACACGUAGUGCUGGGAAAUGGGGAGAGAGAGCGAGAGAAAGAGAGAGGGAGGAGAGUGGAAGGACAAGCUGGACAAAGAGACGGAGAAGCCGGGCAAGGAAGGAGGAAAAAGUGGGGGUGGGUGGGAUGAAGGCAAGGGAAACGGAGCGGCAGGUGUUCAAGGAUGGAACAGGACAUCCAGUCAGAGUGAGGGAACAUUAAGAAGGGGUUCCUUGAAAAUCUAUUUUUCACGAGGGCACAAAAAAGAAAAAUGUGCGACAGCUUCCAAGACGGACAGAAUAAUGCGACUUUUGUGGUUUAUUCUGCUUGAAGUCCAAGAAACGGGCUUACACAUUCACUUCAAACCGGGUUUUGCCUGCCGUGGGAUUUACCCUUUAACUGGAGGCGCUAGAGACGUUUUUCACGAGUGUAGAAGUAGCAGGAUCAUCUCAAGAAGAACAUGGGAAAGUUGAAAGAUCCACAGGGGACCAAAACUGGAGCCUGAUGAGUUCCACAGCGGAAUAUUCUCCUGCAUCCUCCGCAAAAGGAGCCAAUAUCGUAGGUUUGUAGUAUAUUCUAGAAUUUCCUGUCAUCUCCAUGGGCUCUUUUUUCCAAGACCGCUCGCCCAAUUCUCCAAUGUUGCUUGGCUUCUCCUGUUCAGCGGUAGGCCAGAUGACACCCGAGACUGGUCACAAUUGAGCCAAGCACAGCGGGCACCAAAGUGGUGAAGGAAGGUCCAUGUGAAACAUUUCAUCUUUUCCAGGGCCACCAUCCCUUGCCCUGGCCAGGUGGUGGGCCCGCAGUUUAUCUUCUAUGCAGACUACACCUUGGACCGGUCAGAUGUGGUCACCACACCCUGAACUGGUCACCAGGACACACUGAGUCGGAAGUGAUUCAAUGCGGGUCAGCAACGUGAACCAUUCCAUCUUUUCCAGAAUCACCCAUCUCUCCAGUUGUUAUUGGGUGAUGGUCAGGGUAGGGGUUGAAGUCUCUUCCACUUAGUGGCCCACAAGACGGGUUGCCAGUCAAUCCCAGGAUGCAUCGAGAGGGAAUUGAUCCCGUGGCUAGCUGAAGAAGUCAUCGACAUGAACCACGAUAACAGCCCAGAUUGGAAUCUCUUCAUGUUCCACCAGGAAGGGGAGUGCAUACAGCCGGAGGCGGCGCACUUUCAAGCAACUUCACUUUAAAAACGGCUCAACUUUCUAUUGUCUGCACUUGAGCAUCUACAAUUACUGUUACUGCGGCAACCGGCGAGCAAAGUGAGAGCGGGAGUGUUGCAGCAUGGGACUCAGCUGCUUCAAGUCCUGGAAACAUGACAGAACGGGCCUCAAAGGGAACAGAGACGUGUUGGCCAGCCCGGGCUCGUAUUUCUUCCUGUCCAAUAGCGCCGGCCAGGGGGACGAGUGGCUGAAAAGCCUCAACAAGUCUGGAGUCUGGAUUCCCUUCACAGGUGUGUUCGGUCAGCGUCUGGAGGAGACGGUGCUGUACGAGCGUCGUUACGGCGUACGCUCGGUUCCCCUGGUGGUGGAGCAGUGUGUGGCCUUCAUACGAGAGCGGGGCCUCCAGGAGGUGGGCUUGUUUCGUCAGCCGGGACGGGCGAGCUUGGUGAGGGAGCUGCAGGAGGCCUUUGAUGCAGGCGAAAGGCCUUCCUUCGACAGUAAUACAGAUGUCCACACGGUGGCGUCGCUGCUGAAGCUCUACUUGCGACAGCUGCCGGAGCCUUUGAUUCCUUUCAGUCACUACCAGGACUUCCUGCUCAGUGGCCAAAAGCUUUCGAGCGACCGCACGCAGGGCUUGGGGGAGUUGAGGAAUCUUCUUCAGGAGCUACCUGUGGCCAAUUUCAACCUUCUUAAGUUUAUAUGCCAAUUUCUCAACGAGGUACAGAGUCACUCAAAAGGGAACAAGAUGAGCUGCCAGAAUUUAGCCACAGUCUUUGGACCAAACAUUCUUCGGGCCAAAGCAGAGGACCCGGAAAGCAUCAUGGGAGGUGCAGCGCAAGUUCAAGGGCUGAUGUUGGAGCUGAUCAGAGAGCACCAGUCCCUGUUUCCCAGAGUUCCUGCGCAUACUGCCAGAGGGUUUUGCGCUUCGCCCGGUGCUCUCAGACGACCGCAUCUGCACCAGCCGCCCUGCCUUCGCCAGAUGUCGCUACCGCUUAUUGCAGAGCGGUGCAGAGAGCCGGGACACGCUACUAGCUUUAUCCCCUCAGCUGCAGCCACGUCAGAGGUAACCUCAGACAACAAGACUUUCCUUGGCCAUCGCUACACCUCGUCGCAUCCGGAAAACUGCUUCUACCCGCUACCUUCCUCAAGUCAGCCCCUGCACAACCACGGCCAGGAGAAGACGAGAGAUCUACAUCAGUGCCUAACCACCGGUGGAUCAUCCCCCGCAAAUGUUUGUAGCUGGAUGGAGGUCUGGACCAGUCUGGGAGAGGCAGGCGACAGAGGUGGCAAAACAGUGGCAGGCGAGCACCUGUGGAGUUCCAGCGCCACCCAGAUCGCAGGGGCAGAAGGCGAGGGUCCCCAAGCGGCCGGCGGAGGCGGCAGUGAGGUGCAGGAAGACAGCACCCCAUCGGAUUAUGACAACCUGAACAGAGCGCCUUCUCGUCAGACCAUGGAGGAUGUCGCCGGUGAACAUUUCGACCCCAACGGUGAGGGCAACUCCGGCGAGGAAUCAGAGGAGGCGUGGCAGACCGUAGACGACUCCUCGUCGUGGUCCUCCUGCGAGGUUUUACAGCCGGACCAGGGCAGCGAUCCCGAGGGUCGAGUUGGUCCUGACUUGAAACCGAUGAGAUCCCCCUCGAGUCAAGCUGCAGAAGAUGACAAACACCUCGACGGUGACACGGAAAGUGACCUUGACGGAGGACGCCAUCUGAACACGCCGACAUCCGGCUCGAUCCUCAGCCCCCUCAGCACCGGCAGCUCAGAGGUGUUCCUCCCGUCUGGCCCUCCGGAACCUUCAGCAUCCGAGCCCGAUGAUGCUGAGUCGCUCCUGACUGAACUUCGACAGCAGAUGGCCCAGCAGAGGAGCGAGUACCAGGCUAGGAUACACAGGUUAGAGCGCUGCAACGACGCCCUUGAGCGGCAGGUGGCCGCACUGCUAAGGACCGUGGAGAACUCUGCCAACCUUUAG
This is a messenger RNA of Hippocampus comes (tiger tail seahorse), 3216 nucleotides long. Its product is annotated as rho GTPase-activating protein 24-like. Gene Ontology annotation, cellular component: focal adhesion. NCBI's taxonomy places the organism in Eukaryota, Metazoa, Chordata, Actinopteri, Syngnathiformes, Syngnathidae. The record is from RefSeq and is a predicted model, not a curated record. The transcript is spliced from 12 exons. Gene Ontology annotation, molecular function: GTPase activator activity. The coding region runs from base 1369 to 3216 and encodes 615 amino acids. Gene Ontology annotation, biological process: wound healing, spreading of epidermal cells; negative regulation of Rac protein signal transduction; activation of GTPase activity.